Ectocarpus sp. CCAP 1310/34 is the source of this 935-nucleotide messenger RNA. The record is from the annotation of a GenBank genome assembly. NCBI's taxonomy places the organism in Eukaryota, Phaeophyceae, Ectocarpales, Ectocarpaceae.
UCUCUCUUGGUGUGACCGGUGGCAGUAUCGAUCAGCAAUGCCGCACAGAAUUUUGCGCGCCGAAAUAUGCGUGCGACAGCUGUAACCUAACUACUUCGGUGGAAAGCGGAUUCUGUUCGAUACGGUGUCAGGGGCACCAGGGAAGACGGGGCCGAGUUUUGUUUGAUUUCGGGUGGAUGAGGUUGGGGUUUUGUUCGUUUUUCUCCGUCUAAGGUUCGUGCCUAGAGUUCAGCUGUAGUGUUUCAACCAAACAAAGUUUUGUUGACUUAGAGGCAAACAUUCCUAGCUAUUGGGCAUCGAGUUAAUUUGGCUUACCAUGACGGCCUUUACGAUCGACUUUUUAUGUAUGUCUGCAUUUAUCUACAAUUGUCGGAGGGCAAAACAUUUUGGACGUCGGACGUCCAAUGGGAGGCUGCGUCGGAUGCCCGUAUUAAUUAUCGGCGAAGAGACGCCUUGGACGUCUUAUUGGACGUCCGACGCGAUUUGGCACUAGACGCACGUAACCCAAACAGAUACAUGCAUGUAAUGGUACGGUCAUCAGUCGUGACUUGUGUUUCCUGCUGCUACGUCAAUGUAAUGGGCACACUGUUCGUGAUAGUUGCUGCUGUGUGUGUCGACAGAGUGACGUAGAACAAUUGAUCGGACAGUUUGCAUUGCGGGACUGUCUGCGUUGAAGAUCGUUGAGUAGCCACAUAUUAUCAGAACAGCUAAGGAACGUUCUGUGGGAAUGUUCUUCGUGGAUGGUGCAUUACCCCGAGUGUGUUUCUUGUGGAAAGUGCAUCAGUCAGAGGAUUCAUGGUACGUUGUGAAGUACGUUGGCCCCUGUCUGUUGAGUCUUUGUGUUGCGAUAUCAUUGUGUUCUGCUUUUGUGCGUUGGUCGAGCGACACGGGUGGUGGCUGCGGUGCUGCGGUGCUGUGGUGCUCCCCACCCUUGC